CAGCUGAAACUUUUCGUCUGCUAGUGGAGACAAACGCCAGUUUCAGUAAUACUUUCAUUUGGGCCUUUAUCGCAUAACUUUGUAUUUGUUCUAUAAGUCAUAUUCAAAGCAAAGAAAUUCUUUUUAGUUGUGGAAGGUUCGUUCUCCUUUUCCCUAGAAAAUACGAGAGCAAACUGUUGAAGCUGGAGAAACAAGAAGUCAAACAGGACAGCUUCCUGACAGCUAAGCUGUGAUCACAUUGCCAGGAGAUAUUAUCUCACCUGUCAGUUCACUUCCGUGUGUUGGUCACUUUGAGUCGGAGACAGUGGCAGCAGGGUAACAAUGGCACGCAGACAGAUAGAGAGUGUGUACAAAAAAAGGCUGGAAGAUGCCUUGGAGGCAGGGAAGGCCAUGGAUAAAGGAGAAUUCACUAAAGUAGAAGUCCUGAAGGAAGUGAAACUGGAUGCAACGUUAGGUGGUGUUUUUGCUGUGAGAUACUCAUAUGAUGGAGAAAUGCUUGCAGUCGGAUUCAGAAAUGGUGCAAUUCAGUUGUUAUCAUCACGCACGGGGAAAAUGAUCAAGGAGAUACGAAAAACAAGACAUGGAGGCUAUGCUGUAAUGUGCAUGCAGUUUCACACCAAAGAGCACCACAUCUUGCUAGCUAGCACUUCUGAGGGGUAUGUGUAUGCAUGUAACACAGAGGAUGGCACUCACAAGCAGGUGCUCACAGAAAAGAAUAAUGAAAUUAACUGUCUUGAUUUCUGUGAAGAUGGGUACAACUUUGCUACCUCAGGCAAAGACCUUGCAGUCAGAAUAUAUGAUACCAAAACUUGCCAGUUGGUGAAUGAAUAUGAUGGCUAUGACAACUCUAAAGAUCCUUCAGAUAUGAAGUGCUUGGGAAAUACACAGAGAGUCUUUGCUUUGAAAUACCACCCCGAGUACAACGACAUAUUUCUGACUGGUGGAUGGGACAACCAUGUCAAGAUCUGGGAUUCUCGAUCAACAGAUGGAAUCAAGCGACAGAUAUGGGGACCUCACAUUUGUGGAGACAGUUUGGAUCUGAGGGGGUAUGACAUUCUGACUGGAUCAUGGGUAGCUGAAGAUGCUUUAAAGGUGUGGAAUUACACUGAUGGCAAACCCAAGAAGACGGUGAAAUUCCCAGGCCCUAAGGGUGCCUACCUGUAUUGUGCUCAGUUCUGUGACAACAAUGUGGUGCUGGCAGGGGGAAGUGGGACUAACAGUGCUAAGGCAAUCAAUAUGGACACCAAUGAGGUGAUUGGUGAGGUGAAGAUGAUCAAGCCUGUGCAGGCCCUUGACACCACCAUGGGAGGGAGGCUGUUUGCUGUGGCUGGAGCUGAUGACUGUAUCAAGUUGUGUGCCAUGUCAUGAGGAUGUGCUCAUCCAUGGUACUACAGUGCAUAGAGAGUUGUCUCCCAUAUCAGCAUGCACAUGCCAUGUCCUCAUUUGUAAUGUGACCUGGACAAAGCUCUUCCAUCUGGUCUGCCUGUCAGUGUAUACACUACAACAAGAAGAUAGACAAAAACUAUACCAGGAACUGCCUGUAGCCUGACAAUAUGUUUGCUUCGAGCAUGACUGUGAUCACAGAAUUUAUAAACCACACGAAAUUUGACCCUGUCAUCUCAAUGGUUUUGGGAUAGUGAGAAUAUAUUGUCAUUUGUCAGUGUUUCAUGCUCAUUUCACAUUUCCACUCACAAGUUGCACUACAAGUUCUGUUGUUACAGUAAAGUUUAUGAAGUCAUAUGUAUUGUGAUGUAUCUUAUUACUUUUGCUGUUCUUUAAUACAUGCACAUAUACAUGCUCUGCAUUGUAGCAGAAACUUACAUUCCAAAAUGUUGUGAUCCUCAUAAUACAAAAGUAAACAUCCAUGUAUUCUCUCCCUUAUAAUCUGUUAUCUGCAGUGAACCUUUAACCAGAUGUUCAAUCCAACAAACCUGGAAUUUACAUGGAUUGUAUGAUGUUUGAUUGAUAAUGUCGGGUGAUCCUUGAUUUCAUUUCAGUAGUACGAUUUGCCAUGGGGAAACUUGUCGAUUUUUGUUUGCUGAUUAAGCAAAUAUGUUUCUUCCAUUCUUGAGAUGCUUGCAGUAUUGGUUGCAGUACAUGUUUCAUGUCUGUCCACUGCAUCACAUUGCUUAUUUAAUCUUUAUGUUUGUCUACUUCACCUAUAUCACCUUUUGAUUAUUUGGACUUGGCAUAGAUUUGAUGAGUGUAUGUUUUAAAUGAAACAAAGGCAAUUCCAAUGGAUUCAAGUGCAGUCAAGUUGAUUUAUUGUACACAUGUGUAUAAUUUUCAACAGUUACAAUGAACCUAUCAGAACAAACAGAAAAGGGAAGAAAGCUAUUAAAAAAUCUGGUAAUUGGAUAGGAACAAAAUAAUACAGCAUGUGUGAAAUUCCAUGGCAAUACCAAAACAUGACCAUCUCAUGUAUUGACCAGCAUGUCAGUUAUUUUUAUACUGUUACACAGAAAGCUUGUUUUAGCCUUCCUUAUAAUAUUGAAUCUGUUCUGUAUGCAGAUAGUGUGUUGUGUUAUGGUGGUUGUGUUCAUAGUGCUUUAGUUAUAUUGAAUCUCCCAAGCAGACAUAUUGCCCUUUCAUUCACCAGGCAAUUGAAGGGAAAUAAUUCUGGAAAGGAAUGUAUGUUUCUUAGGUUUGUACCAUGUUCCUUUUUAUGCCUAAUGUCUUGGCAUCGCACUUCAUCAAACAGUAUUUUAUACAUAUAGAAAGUAUUUUGAAGUUUAAAUAUUAUUGUUGUAGCCUAUUUAAUAAGUUAUAAAUAUCAAUGAGACUUCAUGGAAGAUUGUUACUAUACCUGUUAACAUCCCUGUAUCUAAGUGAAUUAAUGUGGUUUUGAUUGAGGUUUCACUAAUUUUCAGUGAUUGGAACCACAGUAUAUCUUUUUUGGCUCCAUUUGUAAUCACUACAUCAUUGUACAUGCGUUAAUUGUUACCAAAUCUGUGAAAGUUGUUCUGUCCAGCAUUAUACACACAUGUUGUAUUAUUUUUGUUUAUAAAGAUACUUCAUGUUAUCAUUUUGUUAUGAAUAAAUUCAUUCUGAAGAUA
This is a messenger RNA of Haliotis rubra (blacklip abalone), 3056 nucleotides long. RefSeq lists its product as uncharacterized. The record is from RefSeq and is a predicted model, not a curated record. The coding region runs from base 322 to 1368 and encodes 348 amino acids. Gene Ontology annotation, molecular function: protein binding. The transcript has 9 exons. NCBI's taxonomy places the organism in Eukaryota, Metazoa, Mollusca, Gastropoda, Lepetellida, Haliotidae.